AUGGCCAACCAGGUUGUUGUUUUUGCUCUCCUAUUCGUCGCCGUUGCCGGAAUGGCCUCGGCCGCCAGCUCCCCGAGCAGCACCGCGUCAUCUUCUCCUUCCGCCGCCCCAGCUGGCGCACCGAAGAAAGCUACCGGUGCUCCUGCAGCAUCACCGGCAGGCGCACCAAAGAAAGCUAGCGGUGUUUCCGAUGCAGCUUCUUCGUCGGCGGGCAGCCCAUUGGCCGGAUCUUCGUCGGAUUCCCCCGCUGCCGCCUCACCUGAGACUGGAUCCUCGGCAGGCUCCCCCGCCGGAUCCCACAAAGCGGAGCCCUCAUCACCUCCAUCCCCAGCCAGCGCCGGCAGCCCAGCAGCUAAUGAGGUUUCCGAUUCUCCUGCUGAGGCGCCCGUAGAUGACUAUGACAGCGGCGCCGCAGCUUUAAAGAUCUCCGCUGCUCUCGGAGCUACUGCCGUUGCCGGAUUCUUGUUCUAG
Molecule: messenger RNA, 471 nt
Organism: Ipomoea nil (Japanese morning glory)
Lineage: Eukaryota; Viridiplantae; Streptophyta; Magnoliopsida; Solanales; Convolvulaceae
Product: mucin-1-like
Exons: 1
Coding region: 1-471 (156 amino acids)
Source: RefSeq, a predicted model, not a curated record